AUGAAACGCACAGGUGGUGGACCAAAACCUCCUAGCCCGGACCCAGAGACUUUGGAAAUAGUGAGCAUGAUUCCACAAGAAUUUGAAACAGAUAGGAAUAUCUUUGAUAGUGAUGGCAUUGGUAUGAGUCCAAAGGGCAAAGAGUUUACAAAAGAAAGAAAUCAUGUCCUUCUUAGUUGUAUUAGAGAGGAACAUGAGCUCAAGAUGAAAAAUAUUAUGGAAAUCCAUAGAUUUGCAACGGAGGAGCAUAAUUUAAGAAUUCAAAUUCAAAACAGAAAUCAAAAUUUAUUAAAUGAAGAAAGUCAGCUUCGAAUGCAGAAGCUAAAAUUGGAGAUAGCACUAUUGAAAAGUACAAACAAUUUAUAA
Arctia plantaginis is the source of this 366-nucleotide messenger RNA. The record is from the annotation of a GenBank genome assembly. NCBI's taxonomy places the organism in Eukaryota, Metazoa, Arthropoda, Insecta, Lepidoptera, Erebidae.